AUGCACCGAAACGAGGAGGAGCGACGAGCUCGUAAGGAGCGUGAGAGGGCUGAGCGCAAAGCCAGGGAAGCAGCUGCAGCCGUCGAACCUGCUGGGGCUAGCGGAGCUGUUGGUGGUGAAAAGGAGGAGCGCCGAAGGGAGACGGAAGAGGAGCGACGAGCUCGUAAGGAGCGUGAGAGAGCUGAGCGCAAAGCCAGGGAAGCAGCUGCAGCCGCCAAUGCAGAGUCUAAUGCAGAUUACAGCGACUCUACAAAGGAAUUAGCCUCAACAGCCUCUAAUACGAAUCGCACUUUGAGUGUAAAACCAUCCAAUGAAGUGGACAUGCUCGUGGCCGCCAUGGAGGAAGAGAAUCGUGAGACCAACCUUCGCAGUGCAACACAGUCUAGGAAGGGGCGGGAUGCGGCAGCGUCUCUAAACAACGAAAACAUGGAUGAUCAUGGAUCAUCACGAGGGGCAAAUGAUGUAAAUAACUCGAAUGUAGGUCGUCGCGUCAGUGAGCGUAGAGAGAGCAGGAAGCUAAAAAAACUUCAAGGCAGUGAGCAGAAUUCUUCUGCGCCAGCGGAUUCCGUUGGAGACGAUAGCUCCUCCACUAUGCAGGACUUGCGACGGCAGGGGUAUCGUGGCCAAUUUGAGAAGGAUUUAGCGCGCGCGACGGUGCUUCGUCGUUUGGUGGACCUCGACGAUGCUGCGGUGGUGUUGUUCGACGCGGCGCCUCAAUCCGAGUAUGAUCUCUACAUUCGCAGCUUCAGCGAAAGCGGUAAACGGCAAAUGUUGGUGCAGGCCCCAGCAGAGGAGGAUUUCAUCGACGCUGAGGUACAGGUUGAUCGUGCGCAUUGGAAGCAAAAAACGAUGCAAGCGCCCGAUGAUCUGUUCCUUCACCCCAAACAAUCCACAGAGGGACACGAUGUGGACGAUGAUAAGGGCGAGGCUGAUCAUAAAAAGGAUGACCUUAUGGAGAUGAUUGUCCCAUCUGCGGAUCCUAAUCUUCUGGGCAAUUUCAUCCAUCACGUGCUACCCGUCAUGAGCGCCGUCUUGGAUUCCCAAACCUUCGGAAAACAAAGCGAUGCUGAGGGGAAUGAGGGAAUCAGCAAGAAUAUUACUGGGGCUGCUCCUUUAGCCUCCUUUUCUUACGCCUGCACUACCUAUAGUUUUUCUUUGACAAACACACGGCAGUUGCAGAAGGUUUGUUUUAGUUACGCACCCUCGCACUGCGUGGCGGUUCUUUACGGCGAGGCACAGGGGGCAGUUGGCUUGCCUGAGCUCGACCGAUACCCUUCCGUAAUUCUCGUCUGGAGCAUCUUUGACAACACAGAGCCGGAGAGGAUUCUCGUGAGCUAUUCCAGCUUGCCAUGCUUCUGCUUUAGCCCCAGUCGCCCGGAGCUGGUUUACGGCGGUUCUGAGAAUGGCAGCGUUUGUGUGUGGGAUUUACGCGAGCCGGACCAUCAUCAUUUAUAUGAAGGAUGUUAUCGGAGGCUGGUGUUCCGUCUACCCUCUUACUCUUCAAGCUGGCAUACCGAUCAGCACUGUUCACCCGUGCGGCAGCUGCGCAUUGUUGGCUACAACAACGUCUUCGGGCCGAAGCGCGAAGGGGGGGAACAGCUAGCUUCGCUUGACAGCAGCGGCGAGGUGAAGUUUUGGGCUGUCAGCGAUAAGGAUACUCGCUCGAGGACGACCAUUAACCAGAACGAUCACGGCAUGCACAUUUUUUCGACUGUCAAGCUCUCAUUGGUUGGGUCCUCCUCGCGGGAGGGCUACCACAACAUGGAUUCAACCACUGAUCCUUCACCGCUGGCGUCGUCCUCAGUGCUGCCUACUUGCUCGGGGUGUGGAUGGGGGGCCAGUGCGUUGGACUUCACGCCCACUGACGCCUCACGCUAUGUUGUGGCCACGCCGAAGGGGAUUGUGCACUGUAGCCGCUACGGUGGCAUCACGGUCCCCUCCCUUUAUGGCCCCACAACCCACCACUUCAGUCAGCCUAUCGCGGUGCCGUGCUGUGUGCAGUGCAAUGUCUUGGAUAGUCGAUUUAUCGAGGCGGGCUACGAGGACGGCACCGUGCGCCUAUUUCUGCACAAUCAGAAAGCCCCCCAGCUGACGGUCGUGGUGGCCAACGCGGGGGUCCCUAUCAUCGAGCUGCGCUGCUCCAACAUCGCGCGCUGGAUCACGCUCGCGUUGGAUCAGGCCGGCACGCUACACGUCUUGGAUCACGCACAUAGGAAUCGAGAGGAGCCGCAGUUCUCGUUUCCCCUUGCACAGGCUGACACAGGGGCGUGCCUUUGCAUGGACACCCCUGCAGAGGUCAGGUCUUCGGAAAAGCAGCUACUGGCGCUUGGGUUUGAAAAGGGUAUGGUGCAGGUCCAUAGCUUUAACAUGGCGAAUCUGCAGACCCCCGCUGCGGAGCGUGAUGAGUCUUGGCUUUGA
Molecule: messenger RNA, 2418 nt
Organism: Phytomonas sp. EM1
Lineage: Eukaryota; Euglenozoa; Kinetoplastea; Trypanosomatida; Trypanosomatidae
Source: the annotation of a GenBank genome assembly